Molecule: messenger RNA, 2872 nt
Organism: Stegodyphus dumicola
Lineage: Eukaryota; Metazoa; Arthropoda; Arachnida; Araneae; Eresidae
Product: lysophosphatidylserine lipase ABHD12-like
Biological process (GO): phosphatidylserine catabolic process; monoacylglycerol catabolic process
Cellular component (GO): endoplasmic reticulum membrane
Molecular function (GO): phosphatidylcholine lysophospholipase A1 activity; monoacylglycerol lipase activity
Source: RefSeq, a predicted model, not a curated record
GAAGUGAAAGCAGAAAGACUGGAAGUGCCAUUUAAAAGGCUCAACUUAAAGGUUUGCAGAAUGUUGCGUAAACGAACUGGACAGAAAUUUGAAGAGCAAGAAAAUAAUCAUGUGUCUGAUAUUAAAGCAAAAAAUAAAGUAAAACCUAACAGAUUAUUUUGGAAGCUGUUGUUAGUUAUAAUUUUUGUUGUGUACAUUAUUAUUCCAUUCUUGGUAUAUUUGAGUCCUGCUGUUAGACGCCAUGCCGUUUUCCUAAACUAUGUGAGUUUAUCCCGUCAAAAGAAUUUGUCAUUGCCUUCUGAAAGUGGAUUAAAAUGUACGAGAAAUUUUUAUGUUUCUUCAGAAGAUAAUAUAAAAUUAGGGGUAUGGCAUAUACCAGCCCAUUCCUCUUUAUUAAAGUGCAAAGAUGGGCAUAUACCUGUAGGUGAAGAAUUUAAUGAUGAACAACCUAUUUUCUUGUAUCUACAUGGAAAUGCUGGCACUAGAUCCGGGGGUCAUAGAGUAGAACUAUACAAAGUAUUAAGUGAGAAGCUCAAUUCACAUGUUGUUGCUUUUGAUUACCGUGGAUUUGGUGAUUCAACUAAUGAAUCUCCAAGUGAGCCAGGCCUUGUCAAAGAUACAGAGAGUUUGUACAACUGGUUGAGAAAAAGAGCAAAAUCAUCUCGCAUUUACAUUUGGGGUCAUUCUUUGGGAACUGGUGUGAGUGUUGCAUUUUUAAACACCUUAUCAUCAUCCAAAAACCAACCAGGUGGUCUGAUACUUGAAGCUCCAUUUACAAGGAUAAUUGAUGCUGCCCGACAUCAUCCUCUUUCCAUUUUUCAUCGAUAUAUGCCGUUCUUUGAAACUUUAAUUGCAGAACCUAUUGGAGAUAAAGAUACAGCCUUUGAUAGCAUAAACAGAAUUGGCAAUGUAAAAUGUCCCAUACUUAUUCUUCAUGCAGAAGAUGAUGGGUUUGUGCCUUUUUUUCAGGGUAAGGAACUUUAUGAAAGGGCUUUAGCAACUCGGAAAAGCUCUGAUCAUAUCACAAAGUUUGUUGGUUUUGAUCGUAAAUUGGAUCUUGGACACAAACAUAUUUUUCAAAAUCCAGAUCUGCCAAUUAUAAUUAAAGAAUUUAUUGACAGUGUACAGCAGAAGUCCAAGAGAGUUUAAAUGUAUUCUUUAUAUAUUUGUAUUUUUGUACUAUUACUAACAUUCCAUGAAUUUUAAUGUGAUUAUGUUUUAUUUAUAAUUUUUCUUAAUUUCUUGUUACAUUAUAUUUUCGAAUUUGUUUUCAUGAGAUACAUGACGUAAAUCAUAAUUCUCCAUAUCUAGUAAUUGAACUUUCUAAACUGUAUACUAAGGCGUAAUGAACCACAAUAAUUUAUAAAUUUCGUGUAUUUUUUAAAUAAAAUACAUUGCAUGAUAAAAAGAUAUUGUGCAUUAUAUAGUAAAAAGGAUAUUUUUCACAGACUACAUUAUAACUAUGUCACCAGACACAAACAGUAUGUCUAGAAGCUGCAAGAAAAAUGUUCUUGAAGUUCUAAACUUUAACCAACUCUUUUUUUUUUUUUUUUUUUAAAUUUUAUCAAAGAUAUUCACUGUUAGUUUAUUUCAAUAUAUUACCAUGGUUUUAUGAUUUUGUUUACAUAUUUACAUUUUUUAUUUAUUUGUCGUUAAAUGUUAUAUUUAUUAUUUGUGUAUUUUAUUUAGGUAAUAACAUAUGCAAUUGUAAUAAGUUGAAUAUUAAUUUCUUGUUUUAGUAGUUCUAUACAAAGAGACUUUGUAGGAGUUUUUUUUUUUUUUUUUUCCCAGAUUGUAUUUAUAACAAUCUUUUGAUCUGUUAGUAAAUAAAAUAUUUAUCUAUGUGCUUUGAAUGCAUUGAGGCUUGUUGAUUAUGUUUAAGAUAUUUACCACUCUUGAAAAUUUUCUUUAUGAUUCUUAGUUAUCUAUGCACAAUUUCCUUUUAUGCGUUAGUAUAUUUAGAAUUGUAAUAGUUUUGAUAUAACAUAAAAUGCACAAAAGGUAAAUAAAGCCAUUAUGUAGUCGAAUUUCAAUCAGAUGGAAUUAAUUUUGUCACAGCAUUUUCCUAGAAUAACAUCCUAUAUCAUAAAGUACAUUUUUUUAGAAAUAAUUUGUGUUUUGUUUCAUAUAUCAUUUUUAACAAGUAUCUUAACAUUGAAAUUUCUUUCUAAUACUAAUAUUUUUCUAGCUCCAUGGCAGUAUUCCAGUCUUAAGUUUAAUAAUAUCUCAUUUGGCUUUUUUCAAUGUCCCGCAUUGAGUAAUUAGGACUGCUGAAGGUUGAUAGUUCAAUCUGGAUUUGAACUUAAGUGAACAUGCUAGCUGCAUAUUUGAUUUUCGCCAUGUAGAAUGUGACCACAAGCCUGUUUUCAUUAGAAAGUCCUCUCCAAAGACAUCUCCCCCUUAAUAGCAAAAGGUCCUCUUGUGGUUUGUCCUUUUGAUUCUCAUGUACAUAUUCAUUUUUUAAAAAAUUUCUAUUAAUGAAAUAUUCAUAAAAUAUUUUUUACCUGAAUUUUGAUUUAAAUCUCUUUUUACAUAAGAUCUUAUAUAGAAAUUUGUAAAGAAAUUUUGGGGAAUCUUUCUCAUUUAUUCAUAAAUUGGGCAGACAUGAAUAAAAAUUGAAAAUUGUGAAUCUCCUUUCCUUUCCCAAAAUGUUUACAAUUUAUUCACCGAAACCCGAAGAAAAUUUUUGUCUAUUGGUCGUUGAUUAUGCUUAUAUGAUCUUAAUGGUACCUGUUUUUUGCACAAGUUCUUUCUUUUUAUAUUAGUGAAAAAGAAAAUUAAAUAUAGCAUGGAUAAGUAAUAUUUUAAUAAUAUUUUUAAUACUUUUUGGAUGAAAAUGUUAAAUUUCUUUUCAUUUUAGUUCUUUAAAACA